AUGAGACCAUGGCAACGUGCAGGAACAGACUUGUUCUACUUCAAAGGAAGUAAUUACCUACUAGUCGUGGACUACUUUUCGCGUUUCGUGGAAAUAGCAAAAUUGGACUCUACUACGUCAGAAGACAUUAUUGUACAUCUAAAAUCCAUUUUCAGCCGUCAUGGCAUAGUGGACAUUCUGGUCUCUGAUAACGAACCACAGUACUCGUCAGAUGUGUUCAAACAAUUCGUGCGUGACUUCGGGUUUGAACAUGUAACCAGUAGUCCGAAGUUUCCUCAGAGUAAUGGGGAAGCGGAACGAGCGGUGCAGACGGUAAAGAAACUGUUACGGAAAAAUGCAGACCCUUACGUUGCAUUAAUGUCUUAUCGUGCAACACCGCUACAGAAUGGCUAUAGUCCCGUGGAACUCUGUAUGGGGCGCCGUAUCAAAACGAAUCUGCUCAUUGGACCAAACCAACUUGUACCCAGUUGGCCUUACUUGGAGGAUGUCCAGUCUAAGGAAUCGGUUCAGUCUGAAAAGCAGAAAAUCAACUAUGACAAACGUCAUCGUGUUAAGGAUGAAACUGUGCUGAAACCGGGAGAUCGCGUGUGGAUCAAAGAUUUCGCAACUCUGGGAGAAGUAGUUAUGCCUGCAUUACUCCACGUUCAUAUCACGUUCAAACUUCAAAGGGCAUGA
This is a messenger RNA of Mizuhopecten yessoensis (Yesso scallop), 675 nucleotides long. RefSeq lists its product as uncharacterized. Lineage: Eukaryota; Metazoa; Mollusca; Bivalvia; Pectinida; Pectinidae. The record is from RefSeq and is a predicted model, not a curated record. Gene Ontology annotation, biological process: DNA integration. Bases 1 to 675 code for a protein of 224 amino acids. Gene Ontology annotation, molecular function: nucleic acid binding. The transcript has a single exon.